Hydractinia symbiolongicarpus is the source of this 4548-nucleotide messenger RNA. RefSeq names its product DNA replication ATP-dependent helicase/nuclease DNA2-like. Gene Ontology annotation, cellular component: cytoplasm. Gene Ontology annotation, molecular function: 5'-flap endonuclease activity; single-stranded DNA helicase activity. Bases 122 to 4207 code for a protein of 1361 amino acids. The transcript is spliced from 19 exons. The record is from RefSeq and is a predicted model, not a curated record. Gene Ontology annotation, biological process: replication fork reversal. NCBI's taxonomy places the organism in Eukaryota, Metazoa, Cnidaria, Hydrozoa, Anthoathecata, Hydractiniidae.
UAUUUUGUUAUAUUAUAUAUUCAAGUAGGAAAAAAGCUGCAAGCAGUGUGUAAAUUGUAGCAGAGAUAGAGAUGUUGGAGUGCAAAUAAAAAAAGAAAAUAGAAGAAAAUUAUGACUCUGCAUGAAAAUGGCUGGAAAGCAGAUAACUAUUAAAAACUUCUUCAGCAAGAAAUCAACAUGCUCUUUAAACCAAGGAGAUCUGGACCACACUGGUAUUAAACCUAGGUUAAGAGAAUUAGCUUCAAACAAUAAAAAAGUUGAAAAUAAACGGAAGAAGUCAGAAGUCACGAAAAGUAAAACGUUAACACACAAGGAGUUUAUACUACCCACACCAGAAAGAGAAAAUGUGGCACCUGUCAUAGUAACUAAUAGGAUAAGUGAUUUACCUGCAAACAAUAAAAAAGUUGAAAAUAAACAGGAAAAGUCAAGAGAAGUGACCAAAAGUAAGACGAUAACACUUGACAAAGAUUUUGUACCACCGACACCGGAAAGAAAAAAUGUCAUACCCGUCAUUGUAAUUGAUGGUCAUGCCACGAUGCAUUCUAAGUCAACUAAAAAAAGACUUAAUUUGAUAAAUUCUACAUCGAAAAAAUUACAAAAGUUAAAGAAUGUCAAUAAUAUUGAAAAUGGAAUAAAGAUUUCCCAGCCACAAAACAAAUUAAAGACUACGGAAUACCUUGAAGUUAAAGACACAAUAUCGGUUGAAAAAACUGAAGAAAAAAAAUCAACAAAAAGAUUAAGUUUGAGUAAGCCAUUAAAAAGAAAAUGCAGUUUUUCUGGUAAAGAUGAUCAGAAAAAAUUGACACUUGGGCAGAAUGCAGUAAAAGUGGAUCAGAUAAAUGGAGAUAAUGAGAUGUUGUCAGGUUACAUUGGAAGUACAAAUACAAGCAUUUUAAAAUCAUCCCCUUUUUGGAACAAAAGCCAUGAAGACAUCAAAUUAACAAAUAUCAAAAGCAAACAGAGACCUGUCAACUUGGACGAUAGUUUUAUGGAUCUUCUUGAGGAUAUAGAUGAUAUUAGCAUCAAAAAAGAUGUGCCUGAGACGAUUAAUAUUACAGGAGAUAGUGAUGUUCUUUGUGAGGAUUCACUACUUGGUAUCGAUUUUGAUAAUUGCGAAGACAUCAAUUUGGAUAGUGAAGUGAAAGAUCCCAGUGUUCUAUUGUUGUGGAAAAUUCAACAAGUGAGGAUUUCAACAUAUGAACAAAGUAAUGGUUUCAAGAUAACAGAGAAAAUUCUUCAUCUUGUUGAUACCAAGGUUGAACUUGAAGCAACAUGCCACUUAAGAGAUGAUUGGUCUCGUAUGGAAGUUGAGGCUGAAGAUCUUGCAUAUGUUUCUGCGUUAUGUAAAAAUAAAUUGCAUUGUAUAUUGGACAACAAAUCUGAGCAUCAUAUCACUCUGUAUCCAAACACUCUUAUUUCUGGAACCACGAUUGCUGCUGGAAUUUCCUGUGAACGACAAGCAAUAUUUAACGAGCGGUUUAAGACGGAAAAACAAAACGAAGCAAUGUUGCUUGGUACCAUUACACAUGAUUUGUUUGAAUGGGCUUUGAAAACAGGACGUUUCUCUGCUGAUAAACUUGAAAGAAAGGUCAGAGAAAAUUUAAAAACUAUAAAAUAUCUUGAGUCACUGUAUGCUAUUGGGAUAGAUGAAACUGAAAUAUUAAACAAAAUACGUCAAUAUUAUGUUCCUAUGGAAACAUGGUGGAAAGAUUUCUUAAGUAAUUCAUCUGGAAAAGUUAUGGAAUUUAAGACUGGAGAGCAAAGUAAGAAAGAUGAUGACAGUAUCACAUCUCUGCAUAUUGAUAAGAUUGUUGACAUUGAAGAAAAUGUUUGGUCUCCAACUUAUGGCUUAAAAGGGAAAAUCGACUUAAGUGUGAACGUUACCGUACAUCGUAAACCUCGGCUGAAUGGUAUAAAAACAAAGAAUAACUACACCCUUCCUUUGGAACUGAAAACUGGAAAAAUGUUUUCUAAACUAGGUUCCAUUGAGCACAGAGCACAAGUAGCUGUUUACACGCUACUGAUGAGUGACAGAUAUAAACAAAAUAUUGAUGCUGGCUUGUUGUGUUAUAUAAAGUCAAAUCAUAUGCAAGGUGUUCCUCGACCCGAACAAGAGAAAAGAGCAAUUCUUAUCAAAAGAAAUGAAAUCGCCAGAAAGUUGACAUUAGAAAAGAAUGAUUUUGCUCUUCCAGGGUUAGUACGCAACGAAAGGCAAUGUAGUAGAUGUUACCAAAGACACAACUGUAUGUUGUAUUUUAAAGCGAUGGAAAACGGUGAAGCAUGGAGUAGUGGCGUGGAUGAGUUAUUCACAAGCCUCACAACUCACUUAACUGAUGAAGAUUGCAAGUUCUUUUCAAAGUGGUACAAACUGAGCAUGUUAGAAGCGUCAUAUAAUGCUGCUCAUUCGAAAUCUCGUUAUUUGUGGAGAGAAUCAUCAGAAGAGAGAGAAAAACAAGGCUACUGUUUCAGUGGCAUGCGAAUGAUACGAGAAGAUGAAACGUCAGAUGAAAAGAUACAUUACGUUUUUCAAAGAAAGGAUAAUCAUUUUAAUUUUGGCACAUCCUUAAAAUCAACCCCAUUGGUCGUUGGUACACGUGUUAUUAUCAGUGAAGAGAAGUGUGGUGUAUUUAACAUCACCACAGGAUACAUUAUUGACAUCAGAGAAAUUGACAUCACAAUAUCUGCCAGCCAAAAGAUCACACAGCAUCUACAAGAAACAGUAUAUCGUAUUGAUAAAGACGAAACAUUGUCAAGUUAUACUACCCCUUUAUCUAAUUUAACUAAACUACUGUCACUCGAAUCACCGAGAGACGAAAAACUGAGAAAGUUGGUGAUCAGAGCGGAAGCUCCCUCCUUCUCUGUUGAAACUAGUGAUGUACAUGAUAGGUCUUAUGACGAGUGGAAGAUAAAACACGAUGAAAAUCUUGAUGCUAUAUACUCACAGUUGAAUGCAGUUCAAAAGCAAGCUGUGAAAAAAUGUCUGAUCGCAGACGAUUAUGUUAUGAUCUUAGGUAUGCCUGGUGCAGGGAAGUCGACCACCAUAGCUUGUUUAGUGAGAGCGUUAGUAGCAAUGGGUAAAUCAGUGUUAUUGACGAGUUACACACAUUCAGCUGUGGAUACUAUCCUCCUGAAACUUCUUAAUUUUGGAUUCGAUAGAUUUCUUCGCGUUGGACAAACAACGCAACUACAUCAAAAGAUUCGUCCUUAUUCCAUCUAUGAAGGCACGAAGGGCUUCACCUCUACUCACCAACUUCGCGAAUUUUACAACAGCAAGAACGUGGUGGCAACGACUUGUCUUGGUAUCAAUCAUCCUAUCUUUAUGCACAAAACGUUCGAUUAUUGCAUAGUUGAUGAAGCAUCUCAAAUAACACAGCCUGUGUGUCUGGGGCCUAUUAGAUAUGCUAAUGUGUUUGUAUUAGUUGGAGAUCAUAAUCAGCUGCCUCCGCUUGUACAAAGUGCUGAAGCAAGAAAAAAUGGGUUGGAUGUUAGUUUAUUUCUUGCCUUGAGUGAACUUCAUCCUGAAGCUGUAGUUACAUUAGACCAUCAAUACCGUAUGAAUAAAGAUAUCAUGGUGUUAACGAACGAGCUUGUAUAUAGUCGGCGAAUGAGGUGUGGGAACGAAGUAGUCGCUGACGCUCGUCUUAAUUUACCGUUUUAUCAAAGUUUAUGUGAAACUGAAAAACAUCCUGCUAGCAUUGAGUUUUUAAGCAUCAUAAAUCCUGCUCAACCGGUUGUGUUUGUCAACACGGAAGAAGCAAACUUAACAGAGUUCAAAUCCGCAGCAUACAUAGUAAACAAAGGUGAGGCUGUGUUUGUAAAACGCAUAGUUGAACUUUUACUUCGUUGUGGUUUACACCAUCGUGAUCUGGGCGUGGUCUCACCCUAUCGACAUCAGUUAAAAGUUAUUCGUGAAGAAAUAUCCUCGGUCAGUUCAGUCUCGGAGGGAUUUAUUGAGGUUGACACGAUCGAUAAGUAUCAGGGAAAAGACAAGUCAUGUAUAAUCGUGUCAUUGGUCCGUUCUAACAACCAAUCAGAAGUGGGAGAUUUAUUAAAAGACUGGAGACGAAUAAACGUUGCUAUUACAAGAGCUAAAACGAAGCUGAUUUUGAUUGGUUGUAGAAAGACGAUAAUAGCCAUAAGCAUGAUUCGAACCUCAGUCGCCGGAAGUACAAACGUAGUCCUUACACUACGUGUGGUAGUAUCAUAACGAAGCGGAUAGCAGACUUGACAAGCUGUUUUUUCAAGCCAGGUCAGAAGCAGAAAAAAAAUAUGAUAUGAAUUAACUUAUUUACACUUUUUAUAAUUUUAUUUACUAACAUAAGUUGAGAGGGUCAAUUAAAAGUAUAUUCGCUGGUUAUAAAUUUUAAGGUUCCGUUUUUGACAUUAUAUACUUAUAUACAUUAAAACUACAAAAAAUCACGUUGAAAUUUUAUUUACACUAGAUAUAUUUAAAGAGAAAUUUCAUAUAUUUAUUUGUGUAUUAAAAAAGGUUUAUCAACUCUUUUCUUCUUUUUAUAAACACAUACAAAUAUUGAGUUUGUGCGUUAA